Molecule: messenger RNA, 756 nt
Organism: Lecanosticta acicola
Lineage: Eukaryota; Fungi; Ascomycota; Dothideomycetes; Mycosphaerellales; Mycosphaerellaceae
Source: the annotation of a GenBank genome assembly
AUGAAUAGUCCAACCUCUACUACUGGAUCCCAACAAGACAACGUCGACGUGGCAGCCGAAGUGGCGAAGCACAUCCAUUCUGGCUGCGAAUGCCGUAUCAUCGAAGCCCCAAUCACCAGCAUCGAGAAGAUCCGAAAAGAUGGCGGCAUACCAAUCCUCAGCAUCGACACAAACGACACGGACAAACUCGAAAUAUCUGCCAAACGCUGGAACGGUGUCAGGAAGUAUGUCGUGCUUACACACGCUGUACCUGACGGCUUCGGAUUUCCGGAACACAGAACGAUAACGACAUGCCAGCUCAUACGGAUCGCGGACCGUAUGGGCAAACUACAAGUCGAGGAAGUGCGAGCCGAACUCUGCUUCUGGGAGGAUACGCUAUGCUCUCCAGACGAGACUAGCAUCGUCGAGGGAGUCUACGAGAACGCAUACGCCGUCCUUUGCUUCGAUACUCGUCCGCUGCCAAUGCCGCGAGGUACCUCGGUGGAAGACCUCGCUUUCGGCCAGUACGUGGCUUCCCUCUUCGAGAGCCAUCCACAAUUGGGCUUGCAUCGCCGCUUGCUGCUCGUGACGAACCAAGGCACAAUCGACAUGCACUCCGAUCGUGUAGAGACGCCUCGAGGUGGUCAAGAUUACAAGCUGGAUCUUGUUAAAGGCAACCUUGCGUGGAGACCUGCCCAUGAGCGUGCGGAGAGGCGCGGCGCAGCCAUCCUGCGGGACAGAUAUUCUGUCUUGCGGCAAUCUCCUCCGACACCAUGA